GGAUAGCCCAUUCUGAUAUCCGAUCUUAUACAACCUGGCUUACCGCAGACAGGAGUAAAGGCUGGCAGAGGAGUAGGAGGAGCAGGGAUGUCUGCCCAGGAGGAGAUCAGGGUCCUGGAAGAUGGAAGGCACUGAACCCCUUGAGGACCCCUCCAGUCGCUGGCUUCUUCGCCGCAGAGACUCCAGCACCUAGGACAGGGCCUGACACGAAGUGGGUGCGUAGCGAAUAGAGGACGCAGGAAAGAAUGGAUGCGGGGGAGUGGGUGUCCUCGGAAGGCAGCGCCAAGUGGUUGAGAACCCGCGGUUUCUCUGUGGGAGGAGGGCUCGACGGACUCCCCGAAGGGUGUUAGGAGGGCUCCGCUCCGCUCCUUAACAGGGCUCAAUUCCCCACCCAGAGAAGCCUCUGCUGCACAGUCGCGGCGCCCCUCCCACUUCCGGGCCAGCAGAACAGGAAAUGGAGGCGCGGGCUUCCCAUGAAGCACCGCGGGGCGCCUAUUCAAACCGAAUGGAGAACGGGAAGGAGGUCGUGAUGGCGGCCCCGGAGCCGGAAGUGCAGUCCCCGGCUACAGUCCCUGAUUUGGAGUGGUGUGAAAAGUCGGAGGAAACUCAGGACCCCCAGAUAGAGCUACUUGAGACCACCUCCACCCAGGAACCUCCCAACCCUUUGGAGCCCUUUCAUCCCAGAGACUGCAUGGUGCCAGUGGUGUUUCCUGGGCCUGUGAGCCAGGAAGGCUGCUGUCGCUUUACUUGUGAGCUUCUAAAACAUAUCAUGUACCAACGCCAGCAACUACCUCUGCCCUACGAACAGCUUAAGCACUUCUACCGAAAACCUUUUCCCCAGGCAGAGGAUGUGGUGAAGAAGAAACCUCGGGCCACUGCUGAGGUGAGCAGCAGGAAAUGCCAGCAAACCCUGGCAGAACUGGAGAGUGUCCUCAGCCACCUGGAGGGACUCUUUGCCCGGACACUAGUCCCUCGAGUGCUGAUCCUCCUUGGGGGCAAUGCCCUCAGCCCCAAGGAGUUCUAUGAGCUUGACUUGUCCCGAUUAGCCCCCAACAGCAUGGACCCGAGCCUGAGCACGGCAGCUUGUUUGCGCCGCCUCUUCCGAGCCAUUUUCCUGGCUGACGCCUUCAGUGAGCUGCAGGUCCCUCCACUCAUGGGCACCAUCGUCAUGGCACAGGGUCACCGCGACUGUGGAGAAGAUUGGUUUCGACCCAAGCUCAACUACAGAGUGCCCAGCCGGGGCCACAAGCUGACUGUGACCUUGUCCUGUGGCCGACCCGCCAUCCCAGCUACAACCUGGGAGGAUUACAUUUGGUUCCAGGCACCAGUGACACUGAAAGGCUUCCACGAAUGAAUGGGAAUGCUCAUCGUGCACACAGUGGCUAAAUUAUCUUUCCCCUGGUGGCACCACGUCACCCAUCUCCUGCUUGGAGCUAGUUAAUUCCUGGUGAGAGGAAGGUUCUGUCCUUCUGGCUGCCUGCCCCCCCUUAGACUUUCUGGUGGACUGAUGGUAUGGCUGGGGUUGUAAUCAUCAUUGGACAAGCAUCUCUUUGAAUCACAGGCUGGUUUUCCCAGAGGGUGCUGGGUCAGGUGUUUCUUUUGGGGGCUGGAAAGCAAACAUGGGCCCACAGACAGGCUCCCUCCCCUCCCCUCCCCUCCCCACCCCUCCCCUCCCCGCCCCGGUGGGGUAGGGUGGGGAGGUGACCCUUCUUAGCUUUUUGCUGUGGCUUUUCAGAAUUUUUAACAGGGACAUAAUGUGGAUGUGACUCAUGGACUUAAAUAUAUUAUAAAAUGAAUGGAUUCAUAUUAAAUUUUCCUGAAACAUUUUUGGCUUAAAGAGGCUUAAGGCUAGAGUAAUCUUCUCCCUUGGUCUCUUAGGCUUCAGCCUUCCAUGAUUUCUUUUUUUUCUAAUAGUUCUUUCUCUUCAUUAUUCCUGGGCCAAUAUGGGAAGUUAAAUGACUUGGCCAAGGUUCUUUAACAGUUUGAUAGCAGAGUUGGGACCAAGAAUCCUCAUCAGCUAACUCCUAGCCCAAUGUUCUUUGCUUGCCCCAUGUUGGGUUCUGUGACCCUUAGAGUAUGUGUACCCAAAGCAGAGGUCACACAGCGGGAGGGACCUGAGAAAAGAAAACCAAGAGAGUCUUUGCAAAGCCUGAUUGAACCAUAGGCUAAGACACCGGGUCUGCCCUGUAGAGUCACUUCCGUGAGGCCAAAUGUCCCUUCUGGAAUUCGCCCUGCUAUCUCCACUGCAGUUGCAUGGUGGCUGCUGGCAGUGACUGUUGGCAGUAUUGUCCUCGUGCCAUCCCUGCGCUCCUGCCUGUGGCCAUUCCUCCUCAGCUGCAUCUGUGGCUUGGCCAUCCUGAUCCUUACUGUUAUCCUCUCCAGCUUGGUGCUGUCCUGACCACUGAGCACUGAUGCUCUUUGUCCCUGAGAACAUCUACUUAUUUCUUGGAAGCAAGUUGAAGGCAGAAUCCUCAUCCUGCUGGUGUUGGGGAUAGGUGUGUGGUGUAUGUGUGUGUGUACAAUAUAUACUAUUUUUUAUACUUUAAGAAAACAUGGAAAAUAGUUUAUAUUUUAUAGUAGGUUUUAAGCACUUUACAUACAUUAUCUAAUUUAGUAACCUUACAGAUUUCAUAAUAUUGUCUCUGUCUUAUAGAUGAGGCUUGGGGAGACUGAAUAACUUGUGUAAGUGUUGAAACCUGGAUUCAGACCCAGUCCAGCUGACUCCAGAGGCUGAGUGCUUUACACUGUGCUGUGCAUUCUGUGUGAUUUUACUCUGAGAUGAUUAAACAGGGUUUGCCCUGCUGAAUUUGGAAGCAUUGGAAAGCUGUGGGACUUCAUCUCUGGCUUCAGAUUGUGUUUCCUGAUGUGGAACCUGCCACUUACUGGUGCUAAGUAAAUACAGAAUCAAUGCAAACAAAA
Messenger RNA from Bubalus bubalis (water buffalo), 2919 nucleotides. It is a transcript of the gene MAD2L1BP, whose product is annotated as MAD2L1 binding protein. Gene Ontology annotation, biological process: regulation of exit from mitosis. The record is from RefSeq and is a predicted model, not a curated record. NCBI's taxonomy places the organism in Eukaryota, Metazoa, Chordata, Mammalia, Artiodactyla, Bovidae. The transcript is spliced from 4 exons. Gene Ontology annotation, cellular component: nucleus. The coding region runs from base 455 to 1354 and encodes 299 amino acids.